UCCAUAAACACAUCAAAUUACACACAACCUUACAAACUUUACAUUUCUUUUCCUUUAAUCUAAAUUGCUGUUCUUGUUCUGUCUGUCAUGGGAGGUCAUAGCAGAAAGAAGUUCUCGCUCUUUAGCUUCUUUAAAGCAAGAAGAUCUUCUCAUCAUAGAGUUGAAGCUGAUGCAUCAUGGGACGAUGUCGUUUACACAAGAAAGGCAUGGGCCAGCGACGAGGACAAGCGUUAUUGGGUGGCUGAGCCAGGUAUUGACCGUAAAGCUUCUGCCUUCAUCGCCAAGUUCCAUGCCUCUCGUGUCUCUGAGUCCGAACGCCAAACUCUCCCUCCUUGUCAAUCUCAUCAUGACUAGUCAUCAUCAUCAUAAUAAUCACCAUUAUCAUGAUGAUGAUGAAUAAAAGAAGGCCUAGGGGAUGAUUUAGUUUGGUUUCUAUGUAUAUGUCUUUUCUUCUUUGUUUGUGUUAAUGAUUAUCCUUACGAUGAUUUGUUUAUAAAUGUCUUAUAUGUAGUUUAAAAUCAUUCUCUACAUUAGUAUCUUAAAUGAAUUCGACAGCUUAAA
Molecule: messenger RNA, 561 nt
Organism: Arabidopsis arenosa
Lineage: Eukaryota; Viridiplantae; Streptophyta; Magnoliopsida; Brassicales; Brassicaceae
Source: the annotation of a GenBank genome assembly